GAAAGCCAGUGACGGGCGGGGGGAGGGACAAGGGACUAAGAAAAAUAAAUAAAGACAAUUCUCCAGUUCCAGUCACCGGCAUUACCUUGUGAAGGACUACAGCACUCAUACUGGCUAAAGUGUCCCUCGCCCCCCGCCCAGGGGGUUGGGUGUACCAUAGGAGUCCUGCGAGUUAGCCUAAAUGUCCAAGAAGGAGGACCCCCGGGACAUUGAUGAGGAUGCCAUCCUCAAGGGCAUGAGCCCUGAGGAGCUGGAUCGCCUGGAGGAAGAGCUGCAGGAGCUGGAUCCAGAGAAUGCCAUUCUGCCAGCUGGGUUCCGUCAGCGCGACCAGACAAAGAAGAGCCCAACAGGGCCCUUUGAUCGGGAAGCCCUGGUGAAGCACCUAAGGAAGCAGGCUCUGGAAUACCAGGACCGGAAUGACCUGCUUCCCUUCACCAGAGAGAAGAAAGGCAAGGUAUUCUUACCCAAGCCUGGCUAUGGUCAAAUCCCCAUCAAUGAGCAGAUUAACCUGGAACCAGAGCUAGAGGAAGCUCUAAAGAAUGCCACUGAUGCUGAAAUGUGUGACAUUGCAGCUAUCUUGGGAAUGUACACACUGAUGAGCAACAAGCAGUAUUAUGAUGCUUUGGGCUGCACUGGCAUCAUUGCCAACACAGAGGGCAUCAACAGUGUGGUGAAGCCAGACCAAUACAAAAUCUACCCAGAUGAGCCCCCCAACCCCACAAAUGUUGAGGACACGCUUCAAAAGAUCCAGACAAAUGACAACAGUCUCACCCAAGUCAACCUCAACAACAUCAAGGACCUUCCUGUCCAAACACUGAAAGAAAUCCUCCAGGCCAUGAAGACUAACUCCAAUGUGAGGACAUUGAGUAUAGCGGCGACUCGCUGCAGUGACCCUGUGGCUUUUGUUGUGGCUGAAAUGUUGCAGGCCAACAAGAGUCUGCAGAUUCUUAACAUUGAGUCUAACUUCAUCACUGGGAAUGGGAUGAAGGCUAUUGUCAGGGCCCUGGCUGCUAACACAACGCUGACUGAAAUCAAGAUCGGCAAUCAGAGACAGCAGUUAGGAGACUCUGUGGAAAUGGAGAUCGCUAGCAUGCUGGAGAACAACCCGGCCAUCGUGAGAAUUGGGUACCACUUCAGCCAGCAGGGCCCCCGCGCCAGGGCAACCAUGGCCAUCACCAGAAACACCGACAUCCUUCGCCAACAGAGAGUAAGAUGAAAGAAGCCCAUAUGAUCUUAGAGCUGCCAAGCCCGUGCUCUCUGGAGAUCCAACACAUUAUGCCUCCAUGCCUGAAACCUCAAUCAACACCAGCUCUGCCAGAGGACUACGAUGAACCCAGUUACCCUUUGUGCCAAUUAAUAUAAUGUUUUUCUAUCCUCACAUGGUCCAGUGUUAUCCUUUCCAGGCCAAAGAUUUCCAUUCAACAAUAUACUGAUUCUAUCGGUCAUGGUUUUUGUUUGAAUCUGGAAUGAAGGGAUCUGUACUAGGAGUUAUUGAUUGAAGGGUGGAAAAUCUUGAUAUUAUGUAGUAUGCGAGACUAACAAAAAGGAGAAUGGAAAACCAAAUUUCACCAAAAUAUCCCUACAUUUGCACUAAAUUUCAAAUCUGUACUAAUCAUACAUUUCAGUCAAUCAAUCAUUUUUCUGUAAAUAAUUUUAAUAAAAUGCUUCAAUUCUU
Molecule: messenger RNA, 1675 nt
Organism: Conger conger (European conger)
Lineage: Eukaryota; Metazoa; Chordata; Actinopteri; Anguilliformes; Congridae
Product: tropomodulin-4-like
Exons: 10
Coding region: 182-1216 (344 amino acids)
Biological process (GO): pointed-end actin filament capping; myofibril assembly; muscle contraction
Cellular component (GO): striated muscle thin filament; myofibril
Molecular function (GO): tropomyosin binding
Source: RefSeq, a predicted model, not a curated record